AUGACUAAGUAUCUAGGCUUUGGUUUAAUAAACCAAUUAAUUGCUUUAAAAAAAUUUCUCAGUGCAAAAAGACCAAAAAAAUCCUCAUCAAUUACCCCUACUUCAACCUUUCCACCUCCAACAAAUAAAAUUGAAAAGGAUGUAAAAAUAAAUCAAAGUCCAGAUACAACAACAACAACAAUAUUAAAUGCUCAAAAUAAUAAUAAUAAUGAAGAUUUAAAAUUUAAUAAUAAUAAUUUAAAAAUGACUAAAAAUGAAGGGGUUAAGGAAGGGGGAAUAAUUAAUGAUGGUGGGGGUUAUAAGCAGCAACAACAAUUAGUUGGUGGAGGUGAUUGUUUGGAUGAAAAUGGAGGUGAAGAUGGCAUUUCGUUAAGCGGAACUUGUGAUUAUGACGAUGACCAACAACACUAUGAAUCUGGGGACAGUGAAUACAGCAAUAAUGCUUCUAGAGGGGAAUUGAAACCCUCCAAAAAAUUUUUAAAUUCUUUCCAACGCCGUUUACAAAAACACGAAGAAAUUGGAGGGGAUUUUGAUGAUUAUGAUGAUGGUGGACAGAGUGAGGGAGGAGGGGGAGGUAUUGGAAGUGGAAGAAGAAGAGUCCCCAAAGUUUUUAGUAAAGAGGCGAUAAGCAAGUUUAGAGCAUGGCUUUUCAACAAUAUUACGCAUCCAUAUCCAGCAGAAGAACAAAAACGUCAAUUGGCAGCAGAAACGGGGCUAACCAUUUUACAAGUUAAUAAUUGGUUUAUUAAUGCCCGUCGCCGUAUAGUCCAACCAAUGAUUGAUUCUAACAAUAGGGCAGGUCGCCCAGUUGCUGUUUUUAAAAAUCGUAGACGUAAAGGAAGUAGUAGUUGUGUUGAUGGGGGAAGUGGAGGGGGAGGUGUUGAUGGUGCUUCUCCUUCUGGAAAUUCUGAUUGUGGAGGAGGGGAUAAUGGAAGGAAUAAUAACAGUAUUAGUCCUGAGGAUGAACAAGUCCUUUCUUCGUCUACAACCCCUCUAAAUAAUAACAAUUUUAUUUCUUCCCAACAACCAACAAAUAUAUCUACAACAACCACAAACAUUAAUUUAAACAAUACAAACAAUAAUUUACUUUUUUCUUCGGCUUCUAAUAACCCUUACCAAGCUGCUGCGUCUUUAGCUGCUGUUGUUUCGAAUCCUUAUGCUGGGGGAUUUGGCGCUUUUCCAUUCACCACCGGAAUGACUGGAAUGUCGGCAGCUGCUGCAAUUAUGCCCAACAAUAAUAAUUAUGGGGUAUUAAACUCUACUGGAGGGAAUACAUUAAAUUCUGGUUGGAUUCCACAAAAUUAG
Meloidogyne enterolobii is the source of this 1305-nucleotide messenger RNA. NCBI's taxonomy places the organism in Eukaryota, Metazoa, Nematoda, Chromadorea, Rhabditida, Meloidogynidae. The record is from the annotation of a GenBank genome assembly.